AUGGGGGUGGUGAACGCAGGCGCUCAGAACAGUCUUAAGCCCCGCAAAACGCCCGGCUUGCCCAUUGUUGCCGAGGCGUCACAGCACAGAACCAUGAGGAGCCCGUGGUCGUUACUAUGUCUCGGAGUCAUGGGAGCCUUGCUGUUGCUGAGUUGUGACGUUGCUCCGGGCCCAGCUGGCGUCAACUGCAGGAGAUUCGUCUACCACCCUGUGUGUCGUGGAGUGGCAGCCAAGAGGGCAGAGUCCCCAGCCGCCCAGGACCAUCGACGCCUCCACAGGGAGGACGAUAGGAAGGAGGAGGAGGGUCCAGACCCAGAGUAUAUCCCGGUUCCCGUCAACCUGGAACUGUCUGGAGAGCCACUUCCUCGCCGGGCCCUCUGGUCCUAUCUCUCUGAGCGACCAGCUAAUGUACUCAUGGCUCAUCGCAAGCUCGAACCCGACGCCCUUGAUCUCUAUGACUAUGAGUAACAUCGAUGCCUUUGUCUCCCGCUCUUCUCUCGACACUUUGUACAUAGGUUUCCUGUAGCGAAUUGAGUUUCCAAAAUUGUUGCUGUUUUAACUUUUAUUUUUUUUCUUGUACAUUUUUUUCUUGUUAAGAUUAGAAAAAUGUUUCAAUUGAAUAUGUUCAUAAAUAUGUUGUCAUUUACUACAUUAAAAUUUACUGAGUAUACCUUUUUCCCCAAAUAAGUCAAAAGGUGUUAAAAUCAAAAUCCUUGUCCAUAAGAAAAAUGUCAUAAAUUUACAUAUUUUGAUGAGCUGAGACGGGAUUACGUAAGUAAUUUAGUCUUGCAUUGUAUUAAAAUUGCUUGAAUUUGAGCCGAAAAAUUACGAAGCAAUACAUGUUUUACAUUAGCUGAAAAUGACGGUUAACAUUUGUUUUAUUCGUUUAAAAUUCGUUUUGGGAAAAUGUUUACUAGUAAGUUGAACAUGAAUGUGUGGAAACGAACAAUUAAACUAAUUUAUCAGACAGGGGCCGAAGACAGAGAACAAUUUUAAUAAUGAACACCAUUCUCGAAAAUGUUAACGAAAACAAUACUUUCUCCAUAUGUACUAUGUAGAGAUGGAGAGAGUAAAACCCACUUCUACUUUACAGUAAAACAAUGUAAUUAAAUUUCUCCCUCAAAACUGUUUUACACCAAUGAAACGCAGUCGCUAAAGGCGCAAAUGUCUAAGUAUUCUGAAAAGUAGACUUAUGAAACUUCUUAAAACUUAUACGUGUCGUAAGCAUGAUGCUUUCUCGUAUAAUCAAACCUCUAAAUAUAAAUUAUUUAUUUUGAUUCGAUCUACAACAACAUCUCAAUUAACAUUUUAAUGAGCAACUGGGUGAUUUUAAGGCAUUUAAAAGAGUGUGAUGAAUAUUAGUUUCUAAGUGUUGCUGGAGAGUGAAAUUAGUUGAAAAUACCUGUAAUUAGUUAGUAACUGUAACACGUUACAAAGUUAUAAAUUACUUAGAUUAUUAUUCAAUGUAUUCUGGGUUAUCUUUUUUUAAUGUAUUUUUAAUGUAUUUUAUGUAAACAAUAUAAGCAUUUGAAUACCAUUUUUAACGUUUGUACAUAUUUUGAUUUAAAAAUAAUUUUAAUAAACAAGCGUUAUUUAUUCUAAGGUGUCAAAUCUUCCUGUUUAAAAUCUGAGCUUACGAACUAUUUAAAGUCAAAUGUAGAAUCGUUUCAGAUGUCUGUAUGGUUAUUAGCAUUAAUUGACUUACAUUUAGUAAAUGUUUUAUUAAAUGUAUAGUAAUGGUAUGAAUACAUGCAUUAAAAGAAAA
This is a messenger RNA of Macrosteles quadrilineatus (aster leafhopper), 1765 nucleotides long. RefSeq lists its product as uncharacterized. The coding region runs from base 1 to 468 and encodes 155 amino acids. Lineage: Eukaryota; Metazoa; Arthropoda; Insecta; Hemiptera; Cicadellidae. The transcript is spliced from 4 exons. The record is from RefSeq and is a predicted model, not a curated record.